AUGGACGACUUUCCAAUUUGUAUUUUGGUCCAUUUUGAUGGAUACGAAGGUCCAACUUUUAAUGGCUCUCUUCCGAUAUUACCACUCACUGUUGGAUACCGAAAAAACAACGUGUCCUGUACAAGAAGACAGUUUCCCUUGCAAGUUGUCUAUGGUAUUACUGCCCAUAAGGCUCAGGGAAUGACAGUUGACAAAGCAGUAGUUGACAUUGGUACGACAGAGUUUGCCCUGGGUCUUACGUAUGUUGCAAUGUCACGGGUUCGGUCCAUCGAAGGACUUAUAAUUGAACCAGGCUUUUCUCAAGACCGCCUUCUCAAGUGUAUCAACAAUAAUGCGGGUUGGGAAACUAAACGUAGAGAACUGGCACGUCUGCGUUCACUUAUACACCAAUGA
Macrosteles quadrilineatus (aster leafhopper) is the source of this 393-nucleotide messenger RNA. RefSeq names its product ATP-dependent DNA helicase PIF6-like. Bases 1 to 393 code for a protein of 130 amino acids. The transcript has a single exon. NCBI's taxonomy places the organism in Eukaryota, Metazoa, Arthropoda, Insecta, Hemiptera, Cicadellidae. The record is from RefSeq and is a predicted model, not a curated record.